Messenger RNA from Haliotis rufescens (red abalone), 5000 nucleotides. Its product is annotated as ankyrin-3-like. Lineage: Eukaryota; Metazoa; Mollusca; Gastropoda; Lepetellida; Haliotidae. Bases 1919 to 4555 code for a protein of 878 amino acids. The record is from RefSeq and is a predicted model, not a curated record. Gene Ontology annotation, molecular function: protein binding. The transcript has 8 exons. Gene Ontology annotation, cellular component: cytoplasm; nucleus.
UUUACAAAAUGGCGCCUAAUCCGAAACCACCCGAGCCUUACCUGACAGAGAGAACCUCAGCCCUUAAAGUGGAGGAGAUUGUUAACAUUCUGAGGAGUCCAGAUGAGAGCAAGACCAUCCAGACUGCCCCCUCCACACCCCAGGAAGGGGAGGUGUACCUCUAUAAGAUAACCUCGGGAAUGAGAGAAGAUAUCUGGAAGGAUGACAAAUAUCAUUUCAGAAGUGAUGGAACUCGGAAGCAGCCUGGCUCAAGUCCAGUCAUAGUGAAGCAGUACCACAAGGCUUACACCGAGGACAAGACAACAACAAGGGCCUUUGUCAGAGAAGCAACGUAUCUGUACAACCAGCCUCUGAAACACGUCCUAGUGCAAUAUAUCAGGGACCACACACAAGCACAGCCUUCUCCCCAACGCAAGAAGCGUGGUCAACAGACAGUUAAUACCUCAGGUGACAGUAAAUGUAGAAAAGUAGAAUCAACUGGUGGAGUUGUGCAGUCGGGUGUCACGUAAACAGUAACUCAAACCUGGACCCUGAAGAUCAUUUAUCACCGACAGAAUUGGAAGACAACGGUAAAUCAAACACUAUUCUAGGUGUAACAUUGAAUGGAGAAAAGGUGUCAGAGACUGAAACAAAGAAUGAUCACGACACAAAUCAGAAACGCUGCAGGACGGGAGAUCAUAGAAGUGAUGAUGACAUUGAAUAUUUGGGUACAACGUCAGGCUCCCCUGUCAAAAAAAACCAUUUGCAGUCUCAAGUAGACAAUGACAACACAGUUGUAACCCGUGUCACUAACACACCCUAUGGUUAUCUGUACACAUUUCUUGAAGUCGUAGAAAGAACUCGUGAUGUGAUAAAGGUCGUGCAACAGAUUUUAUCUUUAUCAAGGUUCUGGAACAAGGACUGUACCAACAAAGACAACGCAUGCUUGUCAGUCAUUAAAGAGGUCGACAAGAACUGGAAUCUAGAUGCAAUAAAAGCAAGGAACUGGGUUAAAUGUGCUGACGUAUGUGCUGACGGCCUGAACUUGAUCCAAGACCGGUCAGUUUACAUUAACCUCAUCGCAGCAGUACUUGUUGGAGCAUGUCAUACCAGAACUGAAGUACAGGACUUUGUGAAAACACUGGAGGAUCCUCCUUCACACCUUCAGCAUGUACAAGAGGACGUCCCCCUGUCACGUGACUGUGCAUACACAACUGGCUGCUACGUACACCAUCAGAGGAGAUGUUCUGUCUCGCCUGGAAACCAACGAGUGGCUCCAUCUGCUCUAUUUACACAAUAACACAAACUACAUGCCUAGUUAAUCAUCCAAGAAAAUCAUUUCAUAGAGCAUGGGAGGCUUCGAUUUCAUCAAAUGAUAUGAUGGACACAUACCUGCACCUCCUGGAGGAAGAGUGGUGUUCCCGUGUGAGCUUCCACUGUCUGGUGCUGCCUACAGAGACAAUCCUUCUGUGGGAGGCAGGACAGUACACAGACAGGAUAAGGGGGAAAGAUGAAAAUUUGACAAACUACACGUGGAUCUUAAUGCCAGUGAACAUGCCGCAUAAUCAACAUUGGGUGCUACUGGUGGCUAAUGUCAAGGAUGGAACAGUGGGCGUGGUCAAUUCUAAACCCGCCUUAGAUGUGGAGGACACAGUUGUACAACACUGGAGGCUUUUUGUAAACCACUUGAAAUCUACGUCUAAGGAAGGGAGCAAGUCAUGGAUGAAGAAACAGUACCCAGUGAUAGAACAGUCUGAUGGACACAGCUGUGGGAUAUUCGUUCUGAUGGCUGCUGAUGCAAUUUUGUCGGAGAAGUCUCCAGGCAUCAUGAGGAACUGUCACAUUGAGAAAUACAGGCUGUAUGUGCUUCAGAGGAUACUACAGUAUGCCAAGGACAAGGGAGAUAUGCAGGGUGGAGGAAAUCACAUGAUGGCAGUUGAUGGACAGGGUAAUGUCACAAAAAAUUCAAACUGUAACGCUGGAGACAAGAGAUGUACUGGAAAAUAGCUGUACAAUGACAACAGAACAAGGAGGUCCAACUAUUCCUGAAGAGGAUGGACAUGAAACACAUGAAGGAACCGACUGUGCUAUCGCCAGUGAUGAAAAUACUGAUGACCACCCAUGUUUGGAUCAGCACCUGUUGCAUAAGCAGAAGAUGGCAUGCUUGUUAGUGGUUGCUUUGGCGGAGAAUAACCUGGAGGAGAGGAUGCUAUGGGCAGGGUCUAACACAGGGACUCUCGUGGAAAGAGAAACCUACAAAAAAUAUAUUGUUUGGGCACUUAAGGCUUUUGACAUCAAUGAAGAAGAAUACACUGAAAAUGUGAUGAAACCUAUUUUAUCCCAAUUGACGGGAUGCUGUCUCCAUCAUGAAGCAGGCUCAUAUAGAAUAAGAAAUCAUAAAGUAGCAAUAAAGCUAAGAGAAAUACUGCUACGUGAUGUUAGGCAGUUUGUUGAAAGGAUGGAUAUCGAGUUCAUAUUUCGUUAUGUGACAUUUAGAGAUGAUCCAACUGAACAGGAACAAGUAAAUGUGUCUUUCAACCUCGAAUUGAAACAUGAUGAUCUGCAUAUUGUAGCGAAGCGGUUUGCUGCAGCUUUACACGGCAGAAAGUUUGCCUUUGUGUGCAUGCAUUCCCUAUUCAAGGUAGAGACAUUUGUUGAUAUGGUUUGGGAGAAAUUGUUGCAUAAUAUGAACAAGGACAGUUCUGUACUGUUGAAAGUAUUGUCAAAUAAUGACAUUGUACAUGGAUAUUCCUUUCUGUUUUGGGCGAGCAUCACAGACAACUCACAUUUGUUGAGGAGAGCAUUGUUCAGUGUUCAAUUGAAUGCAGAGAACAGAAAGGAAGCUUUGUUUGGAAGUUGCUUUGGGAAUAGUUUAGCCAACUUCGAUUACCUGUUUUCCAAUAAAAACUGGAAGUUGGAUAAGUUGUGGAUGACACUACCCAAACUCCCAAGACCUCUUAUCAUUAAACUGCAGUUGGCAGUUGCAGAUGAUCUGGGAGUAAAGUUUGGUAAAUGUUCACUUUUGGACAUUGCCUGUAUGGGUGGGUUGUCUGCAGUGGCUUCCAGAUUGUCACAUUUGAUAAAGAUGAGCAAGAAGAAAAACAGGUCAAGAAAGAAUACAUAUGUACAUUUUGCAUCCUUGUGCCUAAAGGGCAAAGAUACCAUGGAUACAAUUACAAAAAUUGGAAAACUGAAUGUCAAUAUUAAAGGCCCUGAAGGAUCAACACCUUUACAUUACGCAUGUGCAGUUGGAAAUGUUAGCAUUGUAAGCUAUCUGUUACAGGAACUAGUGGACAUUGGUGAGCAAAACAAGACGGGUGAAACUGGGCUUCAUUUGGCAUGUAUAUAUGGAAACGCAGAAGUUGUUACAAUGUUAUUACAGAACAAGGCAAAUGCGGAUGAGAAAGAUAAGGAAGGCAGCACACCUCUACAUGAUGCAUCCUGGCAGGGACAUAGGGAGGUUGUGGAGGUGUUAUUACAGAACAAGGCAAAUGUGGAAGAGAAACGUCAAGAUGGCACCACACCUCUACAUCAUGCAGCCUGGCAGGGACAUAGAGAGGUUGUGGAGGUGUUAUUACAGAACAAGGCAAAUAUGGAUGAGAAAGAUAAGAAAGGCCGCACACCUCUACAUGAUGCAGCCUGGCAGGGACAUAGAGAGGUUGUGGAGGUGUUAUUACAGAACAAGGCAAAUGUGGAUGAGAAACGUCAAGAUGACAGCACACCUCUACAUUAUGCAGCCUACGAGGGACAUAGAGAGGUUGUGGAUGUGUUAUUACAGAACAAGGCAAAUGUGGAUGAGAAAGAUAAGGAAGGCCGCACACCUCUACAUCGUGCAGCCUGGCAGGGACAUCGGGAGGUUGUGGAGGUGUUAUUACAGAACAAGGCAAAUGUGGAUGAGAAAGAUAAGGAAGGCCGCACACCUCUACAUCGUGCAGCCUGGCAGGGACAUCGGAUGGUUGUGCAGGUGUUAUUACAGAACAAGGCAAAUGUGGAUGAGAAACGUCAAGAUGGCAGCACACCUCUACAUGAUGCAGCCUACGAGGGACUUAGGGAGGUUGUGGAGGUGUUAUUACAGAACAAGGCAAAUGUGGAUGAGAAAGACGAUAAAGAAGAAACUGCUUUACAAAAAGCAGAGGCGCAACAUCACGAUGAUAUUGCAAGGAUUAUAACUGAGGCAACAAAUAUACAUGACCUGACAAGCAACCAUAGUACAAUUAUAGAUAGGGUGAACCACACAUCAGUAGAAUUGCCAGGGGUUUAUGUUCCGAGUCAACUGGGACAAGCAGUUUCCACAGACAGACAAAGUGUUAUGGAAGAGAUCGCCUUGCAGUCAUCCCAACCAUAUCAUAUAGACGGAAAUCUUAACAACCUCCAUACAGAUCCUGCACGCAUGGAGAUACGUUCACCAAAUCAAAGAUCAGAAACCAUAUAUGGAAACUCCAGUCAUGUUCCCACCUAUGUCCAUGCUCCAGUAGUUGGUGACAAAGUGCCUAGUUCAGAUACCACUAGUAAUUCUGAGAAUACCAUCAUUCACUACACUGAGUCUGGGGAAAAGAUAGAGCUGCAGCAGCUCUAAAAGUGGUCUAGAAAGGAGUUAUCAUUUUUAGUAUGGUGUCCAGUGAUACAGUAUACAUAUACAGUUUUACAACCUCCUUUAGGAGUCAGUCGUCCGAAUUUGGUUUGCAGAAAAUAACGAGUUAUUUGUCAUUUGUGUCGAUGUAGCAUUGAUGUUUCGGUAAGCAUAUCAAUUCCAUAAAAAACAACAACAUUUUACUCUACAAAUGCUAGGACCAAAGCUAACUUCAUGACGAAAAAAUCCUUUAUGUUGCUUAGAGGAUUACAUAAUAGAUUCUUUCAAAUGUUCCUAACUGGACAUAUGCACAUUUCAGUGUGUACCGAACUUUCCUGUAUUGUUUUAAGUUGAAUUGAGUGAGUGUGUGAGUUGGAUUUAACGCUGCUUUUAACAGUAUUCCAGUAAUAUCACGGCAUGUCAGCUUAAUGUGGGAGGAAAGCCCGAAGUG